CCCGGCCGGGGCGCGAUGGGCCGGAGGCGGCGGCGGCCGCCGCGCUGCAGACGGGCGCGCCCGGAGGCCGAGCCGGCGCCGUGAGCGGCCUGAGCCGCCCCGGGACCCCCAGGCAGCUGUGCCCUGAUGGAUAUAGAUCUGGACUAUGAGAGACCCAAUGUUGAGACCAUUAAGUGCGUGGUUGUCGGGGAUAAUGCCGUGGGCAAGACACGCCUCAUCUGUGCCAGGGCCUGCAAUGCCACCCUCACCCAGUACCAGCUGUUGGCCACCCACGUGCCGACCGUCUGGGCCAUCGACCAGUACCGCGUGUGCCAGGAGGUGCUGGAGCGCUCCCGGGACGUGGUGGACGAGGUCAGCGUUUCUCUGCGGCUCUGGGACACCUUCGGGGACCACCACAAGGACAGGCGGUUUGCCUACGGCAGGUCAGAUGUGGUGGUUCUCUGCUUCUCCCUGGCGAACCCCAACUCCCUGCGCCAUGUGAAGACCAUGUGGUAUUCGGAGAUCAAGCACUUCUGCCCACGGACGCCCAUUGUGCUGGUAGGGUGCCAGCUGGACCUGCGCUAUGCCGACCUGGAGGCAGUCAACCGGGCCCGGCGCCCUCUGGCAAAGCCCAUCAGACCCACGGACAUCCUGCCGCCCGAGCGGGGCCACGAGGUGGCCAAGGAGCUGGGGGUGCCGUACUACGAGACCAGCGUGGUGGCACAGUUCGGCAUCAAGGAUGUCUUUGACAACGCCAUCCGCGCCGCCCUCAUCUCCCGCCGCCACCUGCAGUUCUGGAAAUCCCACCUGAAGAAGAUGCAGAGGCCCUUGCUGCAGGCACCCUUCCUGCCCCCCAAGCCACCCCCGCCUGUCAUCCACAUCCCGGCCCCCCCCACAAGUGGUGGCCAGGGCCCCGCCACCCUCUUCUGCACCUCUCUCUGCGCUGAUGUGGUCUUCCAGCUGCAGGGUGGGCACAGAGUCUUUGCCCAUCGUGUCUACCUGGCCACGUCUUGCUCCAAGUUCUAUGACCUCUUCACCCUGGAGGGGUCGGCGACCCAGGCCGGGGAGCCCUGUGGUGUGGAGUGGCGGGCGGCCAAGGAGCCAGCUGCCAGGACUAAGAGCCUGGACAUGGAGAAGGGCCUCCUAGAUGAUGGUGCCCAGGCCCCGCUCAGGACUUCGCAGAGUGAUGAUCCCCUGCGGCUGGUGCAGGGCGAGGGCCAGCAGCUGCCAGGGGCCAGGGGCCAGGAGCUGUCAGGCUGGGGCCGGGGCUUUGUCAGCAUGCAGCUGGAGUCGGUUCAGGACCCCGUGACCCAGCGGGAGAAGCAGAUGACGGUGGUGUACAUGGACUGCCUGGUCCAGCCGGGGCCCUUCCAGGCAGUGCUGGAGUACCUGUACACAGGCCACCUGGACCAGGGCCGCGCAGAUCUCAUGCAGGUGGCCAGCAUCGCCGAGCUGCUGGAGGUCUUCGACCUGCGCAUGAUGGUGGCCAAUGUGCUGAACAAGGAGAGUUUCAUGAACCAAGAGAUCACCAAAGCCUUCCAUGUGCGCCGUGCCAACCGCAUCAAGGAGUGCCUCAGCAGGGGCGUCUUUGCGGACGUUGUGUUCCUGGUGGAUGACGGCUCGGUGCCGGCCCACAAGCCGCUGCUCAUCGCGGGCUGUGAUUGGAUGGUGGCCAUGUUCUGCGGCAACUUCCGGGAGAGCUACGCCACGGAGGUCUCCCUGCCUGGCACCAAGUGUGCCUGCCUGCGUGCCGUCCUGGAGUUCCUCUACACUGGGCACUUCACCCCCACGCCUGACCUGGAUGCCAUGGAACUGCUGAUCUUAACCAACCGCCUGUGUCUGCCGCGGCUGCAGGCACUCACAGAGCAGCAUGCUGUGGACGAGCUGCUCCGAGCCUACGUGCAGCAGGUGGAGAUCGACCAGCAGGUGAUCAUCUACCUGGAGAUGACUCAGUUCCACAAUGCCCAGCAGCUGGCCGCCUGGUGCCUGCACCACAUCUGCACCAACUACAACAGUGUCUGCCGCCGCUUCCCCAGGGAGAUGAAGUACAUGGCACCAGAGAACAAGGCGCACUUUGAGAGGCACCGCUGGCCGCCCGUCUGGUACCUGAAGGAGGAGGAUCUGUACCUGCGCUCGAAGAAGGAGCGGGACCUGGAAGAGCAGCUGCUGCGGAAGCAGCGCACCCGCAGCACGUGGUGCUUCUGGCGCCCCUCGCCCCACGUCUCCUGAGCCCUGCCCGCGGGGGAGCUUGGCCCCAGGGCCAUUCGGGUGGGGGAGCUGGGUAGGGCUGGGAGCUGGGUGCCCAUGCCAGCCAGGGCCCCUCGUUCCCGCUUCCGUGGGCGCUGCAGCUGUCCCUGCCUGACUGCACCGGCGGGGCUCCUGGGCGCUGCAGCUGUCCCUGCCUGACUGCACCGGCGGGGCUCCUGGGCGCUGCAGCUGUCCCUGCCUGACUGCACCGGCGGGGCUCCUGGCCACUGCUGCCCUUAGUUUACAUCUGUGGCUCUGCUGCAGCUUGGCGGUGCCUUCGUCCCAUGGCCCUGCAGGGGCCCAAACCCAGCGCAGCUGGGGGCUGCGUGUGAUCUAUCAGGAGUGGGGGCUGCCUUCCUGACUCCACUGUGCUCUGGGGAGGGGCACCCAGCUGUGUGGGGGAGGCUGGCUUUGCCCUCCUUCCCUGAUGGUGGGGGUGCUGCCGGGGCCCCCCAAGGGACCUCAGAGCAGCACUCUGACCCCUGCAGGAUCCGGCCUGCAUCUCCUCUCCCUGGUCCAGGCUCCCCCGAGGCCUCGGGCAGCAGAGCUGUGCAGUGGGGGUUGGCUCAGUGAGCUGAGUGGUGGGGAGCUGUGGGUGGCGGGGGGAGGGUGGGGAAGCGUGGGGGGAGGAUUUCUCCCUGCCCCUGGGAGACCCCCAGAGUAGUGAUGGGGGGCAGAGGUGUGUACUUGUGGGAUGCAGCUGGGGCCAGAGCUGCAGUUGAGGGUCUGAGCUCUGGGGGUGCAUGUGGGAGCUGGGUUUGGGCAGGAGAUGUGUGUGUGUUUUUGGUAGUUGUAGAAGCUCCGCCCUUCCCCCUUUGUGCUUUGCCUGCUCUGGGGCCAGGGCAGCCCAGAGCCCCUGACCGGCUCCUCUCUGUGCCUUUGACACUACAAGCCUCUUCCCCAACUCACCCUGUCUCCUGGGAGGGGCUGGGUCCCUGUCGUCCUCCGGGAGGUGCCCUGAGCCUGGGCUAUGGCCCCUCCCCUUUUUCUACACUAUGGUGCAUUAAGGGAACUGCCCAGUGCUGGCAGGGCUCCCCCUCCCUGGGGCUCCGCGAGCCACCUGCACAAUGGUUUUUACACUUUUCUAUGGAUCCCGACUCCUGCCAGGCCUCACGGAGCACACCGUUCCCCUGCUGAGCCGUCACCUCACUCCGACGAAAGGGCUGUUUGUAUCCACGUUUCUAACCACUGUGAGCUGGCCCAGCACUGCCCUUGCCCGCAGCCUGGCCUUUUUACACCUCGCAGUAUUGGACUGUUUUAACCUUUAAUAAAACCUUUUGUAAUGUG
Caretta caretta (loggerhead turtle) is the source of this 3513-nucleotide messenger RNA. Its product is annotated as rho-related BTB domain-containing protein 2. NCBI's taxonomy places the organism in Eukaryota, Metazoa, Chordata, Testudines, Cheloniidae. The record is from RefSeq and is a predicted model, not a curated record. Gene Ontology annotation, molecular function: GTPase activity; GTP binding; protein binding. Gene Ontology annotation, biological process: small GTPase-mediated signal transduction.